CUUCUGAAUCUUCAACAUAUCAAGACAAACUUGAGUUGGGCCAUCCGACACCAAUGAAACAGCCUUUCUUUUUAAUUGAGAAGGGUAAGUCAUUCAUCAACUUGGAAUACUUGAUGUUGGACGAGAACACAGAGAUUUGGUAUGAGCCGUAUGGUCCACUUCCGGCAGAGUUGUUAAGCAAAAUAAAAUCGAUUUAUUUUGCUACUUCACAUCCCAAGUCAGAUGUUUUCUUUGAGAAUUUACAGAAUAUUGAAAACCUCGGUGUUCUCUCUGCUCCUUGGAAAGAAUUAAUUGUCCACAACCACCAAGGAAGUAGUAGCGGGGAAAUACAUGAAGCUGAGACCUUCCCACGUGUAAAGACUUUGUGGCUCAUCGAUAUGCCGGAGCUGAUACAUCUAGGAAUGGAAAACUCCGAACCAGGGGUCCCUGUUUUUCCAAACUUGGAAAUUCUAUGUCUGCAAAAAUGUGGCAGAUUAGAGAAUCUAGCUUCAACUUUGAUAUCCUUUCGGAAUCUAACCAGUUUGACCAUACGGUAUUGUCAUGGACUGCAAUACUUAAUACCUUAUUCUGUGGCUAAGAAUUUGCAGCAACUCAAGGAGUUCGAAGUUGAGUCCUGUGAAAGAAUGGUUGAAAUAGUAGUGAGCAACAGAGAUGAUCCAGAAAAUGAGAUUACUUUCAGUUGCUUGCAACAUUUGAAACUUUUUGAUCUACCAAGUCUGCAAGGAUUUUGCACUGGAAAUUACAUUUUCAAGGUCCCAUCCUUACCGUCCAACAAUUUGAUUGUCGAGAAGUGCCCGUUGAUUGAGUUAACGAUUUCUCUUGAUGGGUUACUCCAAAGUGAUCCAAGACCAGAAAGACUACAAAUAGCAGAGGAAACUGAUGAUGUACAAAAGCUAAGUGAUUCAAAGGAGAAUGAACGUGAUCAAACCGAGCAGCUGGUGAUCACGGAUUCAAAUGUAGAUGUUACAAUUGCAAGACUCUGCCAAAAAGGAAUCCUCAUCUUUUGCCUGGCGUGUUAAGGUUUUCCGAUUGUGUGCGAUUGCAUGUUUGUGUGUUAUUUUCCUCUUCCUUCUGUUUUUUUUUUUAAAGGAAGAAAUAUCAGCCUGGAGAGCAGACUGGAAGGCACUCUGAUAUGUUGGACCACACUACACAUUCCACGGAAAUCACAUUGGAUUGUUCAAAUUUUUAAUGGUUAAAACUAUGCUACUUGGAGUCAAAGGAAAUACGCAUUGGAGAUCCUAGAGGAUGCACGCUUUCUUGGCUUUGGCGUUAUUGUGGUUGCUACUUUCAUUAUACUCAAGUUUUCUUGUUACUUACUCU
Messenger RNA from Malus domestica (apple), 1320 nucleotides. Lineage: Eukaryota; Viridiplantae; Streptophyta; Magnoliopsida; Rosales; Rosaceae. The record is from RefSeq and is a predicted model, not a curated record.